AUGAGAACAGAGUUCAGCGGAUCUAGUGAUACUCUAGCGUCAGAUGAUGAAGUAGAGGUAAGAAUCCACUCAACUUUAACUGUCCCUGUGGGGCAGCCGUGCACUUCAGAUCAAAUUAUAAACACAACUAACGACGAUAUAGGGGAUGAUAAUGCCAGGGCAAACAGCCCAUCUAUACUAAUGUGCCAUGAACAAUUCGACAUUGCAUCUGAUGUACACGAAAUAUCGUGUGAAAAUUCUCAAAAUGACACUGACGAGUGGGUAGACGUUACCGCCGAGAUCCCUCUUUUUCAUUUUGAUUAG
Messenger RNA from Parnassius apollo (apollo), 303 nucleotides. Lineage: Eukaryota; Metazoa; Arthropoda; Insecta; Lepidoptera; Papilionidae. The record is from the annotation of a GenBank genome assembly.